AUGUCGUCCUCUGCGAAUAUUACUGAUACUCCCGAUACCAAUGAGACCGCUGGAAUCCCCGGCAUGAUUUUUGCUGGCAUGCAAGAAAUUCUUGACAAGUUCCAUCUUCCAUUCAAUCUCAAUAACACACUUUUGACAACCUGCCUCAGGGGUUAUGUGGGCCAGAAUAUUGAUGAAUUUGAACAAGCCUUGGAGCUUGUCUGGCGGGGCCAUCGGGCAGCCUCCCCCCUCCCCCGCCCAGCAACUUUCUGCGAGUGGUUUAACGCCAAGAUCCGCUUCUGGGUCCCUAAGCCGUUGGCUGCCGCUGGUGGUGGUGGUGGUGGUGCUGCUGCUGCUGGUACUGAGGCUGGUGGUAGUGACAGCAGCGAGGAAUGAGUAAGACCGGGGACUGUUUCUCUCUCUUUACUUUCAAAUCUCUGCGCAUCAUAGUUCCCCUCGGGGGUUUUCUCGCACGGCAUAGCGCAAUAUGCAGGGUUACACUGGAUAAAAGGUCGAGGGAAAGAGGGAUGUCGAUUCAUUCAGAUAAUGACGC
This is a messenger RNA of Aspergillus eucalypticola CBS 122712, 532 nucleotides long. RefSeq lists its product as uncharacterized. The record is from RefSeq and is a predicted model, not a curated record. Lineage: Eukaryota; Fungi; Ascomycota; Eurotiomycetes; Eurotiales; Aspergillaceae. The transcript is spliced from 4 exons. The coding region runs from base 1 to 375 and encodes 124 amino acids.